AUGGCGGACGGACUAGGAGCCGACCAAAAUGGAACCUGGAGUUCUCCAGCUGUCAACAGCGAAAGUGGACCCGAUCCAGACAGUCCAACGGGCGGUCACGUGGAGUGGUGUAAACAGCUGAUUGCGGCCACGUUAUCCAGUCACAUCUCUGCAAAUUGUGACAUCAACAAGGAUCCUGCGGACGAGAGGCUCCGUUGCCACGGAGACGGAGACUCCGAGCAUCCCUCCUCUGCUUUGGCAAGUAGCUUUCCGAGACCGAAAAUGACGGAAAAAACCAAUGGAGUUCCUCUCCUGCCGGGGGAAAACAUCCAAAUGACGAUGGAGGACGUGACGUACGUUUGUCCCUAUAGCGGUUUGCUGAACGGAACUCUUACCAUCACUGAUUAUAAACUCUACUUCAGCAGCACUGUAAGGGGAUCUCCGUUUGUUCUGGCUGUCAACUUGGGCGUCAUCAGCCGCCUGGAGACAGUAGGCAUCCCAGACGGAGGCGAGAACACUGAGGGACUGGAGCUGGUCUGCAAGGACCUGAGGAGUCUGAAGUUCGCAUACAAGACGGGGAUGGUCGGCACGGAUGUGGCGAGGACUCUGUCGUCGCGAGCUUUCCCGCUGUCCAACGAAAUGACCUUAUUCGCCUUCCGCUACGAGCAACGCUUUCCCGCAGAUGGCUGGAAGGUGUACGACCCACUGGCUGAGUGGCGAAGACAGGGUCUCCCCAAUGAGUCCUGGACUGUCAGCCGCCUGAACGCAUCCUACCAGCUGUGUGACACAUACCCUUCCUUACUGGUCGUCCCCACCAACAUCUCGGAUGAGGACAUUAAGCGGGCGGCGGGCUUCCGGGCCAAGCGCCGCAUUCCGACGCUGUCUUGGAUCCACCCCGAGUCGCAGGCGGCCCUGGUGCGUUGUGGCCAACCUCUGGUGGGCCCGACAGACCGCCGCUGCAAAGAGGACGAGCGCCUCCUUCAGCUUAUCAUGGACGCUAACGCGCAGGCCCACAAGCUCUGCAUCUUCGACGCCAGACAUUACAGCGUCGCGCGGAGCAACAAAGAAAAGGACGGCGGCUACGAAAAUGAAAGCUUUUACACUAAUGUGGAGCUCAGCUUCCUGGAGAUCCCUAACAUCCACGUGAUGCGCGAGUCCCUCAGGAAGUUGAAGGACGUGCUAUACCCCACCAUCGACCAAGCGCACUGGCACUCCAACAUUGAGCGCACCCAUUGGCUGGAGUAUAUAGGGCUCCUGCUAUGCGGAGCAUCCCAGAUAGCUUCCAAGUUGGAGGGCGCGCAGACGUCGGUGGUGGUCCACUGCAGCGACGGUUGGGACAGGACUGCUCAGCUGACGUCUCUGGCCAUGCUCAUGUUGGAUUCCCACUACCGGACGCUUCAAGGUUUCCAGGUUCUGGUGGAGAAGGAAUGGAUCAGCUUCGGACACAAGUUUGCUGCUCGCGUAGGCCACGGCGAAGAUGACCACGGCAACUCUGAGCGCUCUCCUCUCUUCGUUCAAUUCGUGGACUGCGUGUGGCAGAUGACCCGCCAGUUCCCGGCGGCCUUCGAGUUCAAUGAGCUUUUCCUGCUCACACUGCUGGACCACCUAUACAGUUGCCUCUUCGGAACCUUUCUGUGCAACUCUGAAGAGGAGCGUGCCGCCCAGGAAAUCCCGACAAGGACAGCGUCCCUGUGGUCCUACGUCAACAGCCAGUUUGACGAUUUCCGCAACCCUCUCUACGUGAAUGAGCGCCACCGAGCGCUCUACCCUUUGGCUACCCUCCGGCAUCUGGAGCUGUGGACCGCCUACUACGCGCGAUGGAACCCACGCAUGAGACCGCAGGUGCCGCAGCAUCAGACGUUAAAGGAUCUGCUGCUACUGCGGGCCCAACUGGAACGCAGAGUGGACGAGCUGCGCAGAGAGGUUGAGGCAAACUCGCCAAAGUCCUCGCCGGAGCGUGCCAACACUGCUACCACCGCGCUGAGCGCCGUGGUCUGA
Nerophis lumbriciformis (worm pipefish) is the source of this 1977-nucleotide messenger RNA. NCBI's taxonomy places the organism in Eukaryota, Metazoa, Chordata, Actinopteri, Syngnathiformes, Syngnathidae. The record is from RefSeq and is a predicted model, not a curated record.